Umbelopsis ramanniana AG is the source of this 1146-nucleotide messenger RNA. RefSeq lists its product as uncharacterized. The coding region runs from base 452 to 1021 and encodes 189 amino acids. Gene Ontology annotation, molecular function: calcium ion binding. The record is from RefSeq and is a predicted model, not a curated record. The transcript is spliced from 2 exons. NCBI's taxonomy places the organism in Eukaryota, Fungi, Mucoromycota, Umbelopsidomycetes, Umbelopsidales, Umbelopsidaceae.
AUAAAGAACGUCAAUAGGUCCCAUUCACCAUGAAAAAUUUAGACAUUUACAAAAAAAAAAGAGCCCCAGACUGUUCAAUAAUCUCUCCUUCUGCCCGCCGCUUUCUCCUAUUUCCAUGUCGCUCCUUUACUGACACCAAAUGAUAGGGUCCCGACAUCCUUAUGGUGCCAAGUUUUUUGGGGUCAUAACGUGACAUCAAGCAAUUGCCUUGUUUUGAAACCAGCGUAUGGAAUUCUCGAUUGUUGUCAUUGCCACUGCCAAAACGAGAUACGUAGCCUUGGGUCACGUAAGGGACUGGUUAAAGCUUAACAGUCUGGAAAUUCGGAUUUUCUCUCUCAGGUUUAUUUUUGGCUGACUGUUACCUCACACAUCCCAUAUUCAGCACUAACCAGCCCCACCUCGCCUCGCCUCAACUCGCUCCACCGCUCCCUCUGCCCUUUUAUUCCACAUAAUGACCUACCCACCCCCAUCCGAUGCUGAAUCUCAACAGUGGUUUUCUCGAUAUGAUCGCGGUCAGAAAGGUCAUUUGACCUUGGAUGAGAUGCACAAUCUUUUGAACGAUCGUGGCAGCUCACUUUGGGCUCCAUUUGAUCAGGACACAGCGUUUAAACUCGCACGGUCCUUCGCACCCCCAGGUACCCAAGGUCCUCCUACACUCACACCACCGGCAUUGAAUGCAUUGUGGCAAUAUCUUAGUCAGUGGCAUUCGAUCUUUCUCAGUUUUGAUGCCGAUCGCAGUGGACGGAUCUCCCACUCUGAGCUUCAGAACGCUCUUGCUGCUUUUGGGAUUCGGUUGCCACCAAGAUUGAUACACCUCAUGAUUCAUAAACAAAACUUGAUGCAAGGUAAAAUACAGAAAGGUCGUCGAUUACCGGAUGAUAUAGACUUUCCAUCCUUCAUCGAUCUAUGCAUCACUUGCAAGCAGGCGACUGAUACCUUUGGACGCCUCGACACAAGCCAAUCUGGCUCUAUUCAAUUGUAUUGGGAAAAUUAUAUGGACAUCAUCGUGAGCGGAAGGUAAUUUUGAAAACCAAGCGCAUUGUCUUCUCAGAAAUGUAUGCGGAUGUAAAUAAAGAAACCCACUUUUGAAAAAACCCUAGUAAGAAAAGCUAGUGAAGAUAGCAAAUAUGUUGUAUACAUUAUGCG